AUGGGUUCGCUGCCGCGAGUUUCUGUUGUGACGGGCAAACGGGUUCCAUUGGCAGCGGCGCCGCUGACCAAGCACCUUGAGCACAUAGGCACCGCUGACAAAACUGCACUUAUAUACUUCGACGAGACAUGCAACGUACGCGUCAGCUAUGCGGAGCUGGAGGGACGUACGAACGCGAUGGCGCGAGCUAUCGCCGCGCACGCGCGUCCCACAGGACCAAACCGGGAUCAAGACUAUGUAAUCGCAGUAUGCAUGCAGCCUACACACAAUACCAUAAUAGCCCUUCUGGCAACAUGGAAAGCAGGCGCAUCCUACGUACCCAUGGAGCCGAGCUUCCCUCAAGGAAGGAUUACACACAUACUGAAGGACGCUCAACCCUCUCUUAUCAUUUAUGACGACACUGCAAACCCAGCCAUGUUCGCGGGCAGUGGAGUACCAGCUGUAUCUUUCGAGGAGUUGUCGCUAGAAGCCAGCGCGUUACCGGCUGACAGACCCAACGAAGAUGAAACACUGGUACAGACAGAUGCAGACACUAUUGCUAUAGUUCUGUACACUUCUGGAAGUACUGGAAUACCCAAAGGAGUGAGACUUCCCUACUCGGCGAUCUGCAAUCGACUCUGGUGGCAGUUCAGGAACUUUCCAUACACGGACACAGAGACAGUAUGCGUAUGGAAAACUGCUUUGACGUUUGUCGAUUCUGUAUGCGAGAUUUGGGGGCCACUGUUGCACGGGCGCUCUUUGUUGAUUCUGUCUCGAGAGACAACAAGAGAUCCCCAGAAAUUAGUGCGAGUUUUUGCAGACUACCAGGUUCAACGGUUAGUCCUUGUCCCGACCCUUCUCCGUUCUAUCCUAAUGUAUUUGUCCCUGACUCCAUCUGAGAGACCAUUACAGCACCUCAAAUUAUGGGUCUGUUCUGGAGAAACUCUGAGCAAAGAACUUGCUUUCGAAUUUUUCCGAUACUUUGGCGAUCACAGCGGCUACAAACUAGCUAACUUCUAUGGAAGUACUGAGGUUAUGGGAGAUGUAACGUAUUAUGUGUUGGAGAAGGCUGGACAGUUAGAUAUGUUUCAGACUAUACCAAUAGGUGCACCACUUGAUAAUUGCGCAGUGUACCUCCUGGAUGAGGAAAUGAAUCCAUCAAGAGAAUCAGAACCAGGAGAAGUUUGGGUAUCUGGUAGGAACCUUGCUAAAGGCUACGUGGGUGGACAGGGAGCUGACAAGUUCUGUGACAAUCCAUACGCUGCACAUCCUGACUUCGGCCGUCUGUACCGCACCGGAGACUUUGGAAUACUUCACAAAGGAGUAAUCCUGUACGCGGGUAGAACUGACUCACAAGUGAAAAUCAGAGGACACCGAGUGGACUUGCAAGAAGUAGAGCGUGCUGUUAGCGCCGUACAGGGUGUGGAUAAAGCUGUAGUACUCUGCUAUGGAUUGGCAUCUGGCAACCCUGAAAUUUUGGCGUUCGUGACUAUAAAAUCGGAUGCAAGACUUUCUGGACACCACAUCGAAGUAGCUUUGAAAAAUUCACUGACAAACUACAUGAUACCACAGGUCAUUGUAAUUGACAAGUUCCCCCUACUUGUUAACGGUAAAGUCGACCGACAGGGACUACUCAAGAUGUAUGAAAAUACAAAUAAUAACGACGAUGCCGAUAUUCCUCUAGAAAUAGACUAUACUGGAGUCAACCCUUGCGACUUAGAGGUAGCGAGGGUGCUGUUCGAAACCGUUGGCGAGGUCCUAGGCAGAGCCGCCAGAGGAGCCCUAUCUGUCAGAGCAGGGUUCUACGAAUUGGGAGGAAAUUCCCUUAACUCUAUUUACACAAUAACCAGACUGAGGGACAAGGGGUAUUAUAUCGAUAUAAGCGACUUCCUACAAUCGAGCAACCUGGGUGAGGUCCUCUCACACUUGACGACCAACCCGGACGAUUCGAGAGAAGGAGACGAGAACAAAUUCACGAUCCGGCCGAUGAGAAACGACCACAAGGAGCACGUUAUAGAAAUGAUAGUGUCAUCGUUCUACGAGAAGGCAGAGUUGGAACAGUUCGUGAAGCAUGAAAUCUCCCGCGACGACUAUGCACAAUGCAUCGACGCUUGCUGGGGACCGUUGCUGGCUGCUGGCCUUAGUAUUGUAUUGGAGGAUCCGUCGGGUGAACCGAAGGCGGUGGCGCUGAACUUCGACGCACGCGAUGAGCCCGACAUCGAGCUCGGCGGUGGCCUGGCGCGGAUUAUGGGAUUCCUCGAAUACGUUGAAGGUUCCGUACGGGACACCAUGCUGCCUCAGGGGAAGGGAACGAUCCUACACUCAUUCAUGAUGGCGACAGACUCUCAUCUGUCACCACAAGACAACGUAUCCGCUAUCCGUUUACUUGAGUUAGGAACAGAGAGAGUCGCGCGCGAGAGACGUUUUCGAGGAGUCUUCACCACUAACACCAGUCCUUUGACUCAGCAAUUGGGCACCGAUGUCCUCGGUUUCCAAACGCUUCUGGAUUAUCAAAUAAACGAGUACGUUGAGCCAAAUGGCGACCGGCCCUUCGGUAAAGCUCCCGACGACAUGCGUGCUAUUGUUUGCUGGAAACCAAUUAAUUAAAUAAUACGUAUUUAUUGUAAAAAUCCCAACGUGUUAAAUCUACAGACAUUGUUAUAACAUUCUAGGUUUUUUUUUAAAUAGUUGUUUUCUAAAUAUAACUUCAUUUUUUUGAUUAAAUAGAAGUUGUAUACACUAUAUAGUAGAAUAGUUAAACCUAUAAAGGUCAUAGGCCUUUAUAUUGUUAAACGAUUUUUUUCGGUUGUUGUACCUGUUAAUAGUAUUAGCUAGAGGAUUCGGUUACAAUGCAUAUUUUAUCGACAAAUUUUAAAUUUAUUAAAUUUUUAAAUGAUUGCCGCACCA
Melitaea cinxia (Glanville fritillary) is the source of this 2886-nucleotide messenger RNA. It is a transcript of the gene e, whose product is annotated as mycosubtilin synthase subunit C. Lineage: Eukaryota; Metazoa; Arthropoda; Insecta; Lepidoptera; Nymphalidae. Bases 1 to 2586 code for a protein of 861 amino acids. The transcript has 16 exons. The record is from RefSeq and is a predicted model, not a curated record.